AUGGCGCUCUCAGAAACUCCAGUGAAGGUCACCUUCUGCGACGGAACAGCGGUCCUGGUAAGCCGGAACAGCUUUCUGGAUGUGGAAGUCCACAGUGGCAAGGACAAGGCACGCCGCCGGGCGCGGAGCGCUCCGGCAGAGUGCAGGUACGAGGACUUUGUGGACGCCGAGAUCAACGAGGCCAAGCCAUUCACUCGCACCCUGACCGACCGCACGGUAAGCACUGACUAUCGCGACUUUGACAGCUUGGUGGACACAGAGUUCGACCGCCAGACGUCCCAGCAGAGUUCUUUUAGCUUCUCAGAGAUGCAAGACUCGCCCACCGCGGGAUCUGACGACACUGAGGAGCUCAGUUUGGACCACUUCCCGACAGUGAUGAUCAAGAACAUCCCCUGCCGUUGCAGCGCCGGAGAGGUGUUGCGGGCUGUGGAUUCCUUGGGCUUCGCUGGAACCUACGACUUCUUCUACCUGCCGAUGAUCCCCGAUUAA
Molecule: messenger RNA, 489 nt
Organism: Symbiodinium sp. CCMP2592
Lineage: Eukaryota; Dinophyceae; Suessiales; Symbiodiniaceae
Source: the annotation of a GenBank genome assembly